Messenger RNA from Argentina anserina (silverweed cinquefoil), 2076 nucleotides. RefSeq lists its product as uncharacterized. Lineage: Eukaryota; Viridiplantae; Streptophyta; Magnoliopsida; Rosales; Rosaceae. The record is from RefSeq and is a predicted model, not a curated record. Bases 184 to 1920 code for a protein of 578 amino acids. The transcript has 7 exons.
GAAUAUGAUUUAGCUCUUUUUCUUCACUGUUAAGUUUUCUCUAGAUAUUUUAGAAGCAAAAGUAAUAAACCUUAUACAAGAGUAAGAGUAAGGGGAUAAUCCAGAGUCUCGAACAAGAGAACAGAAGACAACCAAAAGAAAAGAACAGAGGUCAACAGUGGACUGCAAAAAAGAAACCUUGACAUGAAGCAGAGUUGGGUUGAGCAGCAAGAGGCGCUUCUACCUCCCCUUGUGGAGUCGAAGCUCCUGGAAAUCUGUGAGAAACAAAACCAACCUCGGCCGGAAGCUGACGUCAUCCGGCAGCUCGCGGCCCAGGGUGAGGAGUCAGCAAUGAAGAUCCUGACGAUAAUCUCCAAGAGCGAAAUCAGAAGCCUCGGCGGUUUUAUCAUCCACAUGAUCAAGAAGCACGGUAGCUCUUCUUCUUCUUCUCCGUCGCCGUCCAAAACGGUGCGUUCUGCUCAUGUUCAGAGCCCAGGUGGCAGUUCAGAGACUCGUCGGAGGCUUCACUUCGGCCAUCCAGAGCAACCUGGAAGCUGUAAUGGGAGCUCUGUUGCUUAUGUACAAGAGGGGUUUCGAGGUGAGGCACUCGGUGACAGGUUAAAUGUUGUUGGACGCUUACCCCACUGCAAUGGUUCUCCUUCGGAAGCCGCCGGGAGUUAUUCUUAUCAAAGAUUAUAUACUCAUGGACAAGUGGAUGAGAGGUCCCAAGGCGAAGCAUUUAGUCAUCUGUCACCUGUUAUUGAACAAUCCCCAUAUUCCUGUGGUUCUCAACUGAAAGCUGUAGGCACUUCUUCUCAAAUACUGUCUGCCCCUGUCCAACUUAGUGACAAGAUUCAAGUUGCCUCUGGUGUAGGUGAGGAACCUACUGCUCUAGAGCAACCCGGUGGAGGAUCACCGUAUUAUUGCUCUGGCUCUCCGUUCAAAGUGGCACGUACUUGUUCAAGCCCUUCUACUUCUGUUGCUCGUGUACAACUUGAGAAGAGGUUUCAAGCUAUCUUACCCAAAACUACCGUUCCCUCUAGUCCUACCAUCAACAUGGCUGACGACCAAAUACUUGAGAGUCACAUUUCGAAAAGAGACAUAGCUUCCCGAACUGUCGUGGAUCCAGUGACCAAGGAGUCCAGCCUAGAGACCAUCGCCCAACAUCUCACCAUUGCUGAGGGUGAUUAUGGCACCGCUCCUCAACCUGUCUCUACCGAAGCUCCGGCCUCCUCUGCAGGCACUGAGGUGACUGAGGUUGUUCACUGGGGGGAGAAAAGAAAGCGCCGGAGGGAUAAGGGCCACGAGGAAACUGUUGCUUCUGUCAACACUGGUGUGACUUUCACCGGUCAUACCGUUGGUGAGCAUGUUUCUAAGAAGACCAAAACAUCGGAGAAAGCCCCUGUCACCGUUGCCUCCACCACACCGUCCCUGGCUCUGCUUUCCCCAAAGGUGCCGGUUACCUCCCGGGUUCCAAUAAAGGAGCUUCUUACUGAGUACGGCUGCGCGGAUGAAAAAUUCGUCCGGAAUAUGUUAGGGGAGCUGAAAGGGAUUGAGCUGGACCGGAUCCAAGCUCUGCAAGCUACGCCCUGGGAGAACAGGCUAAAGGCCCGAGAGCACAUGAUGAGGGCCUUAUACAAUGUCUUCCUGGUUGAUGACACGGAGGAAGAGACCGGUCUAAAGGAGCAAGUUGCUGAACUCUCCAGCCAUAAAUCAUUCUUGGAAAUGGAGAAGAACAAGUUGAAGACCGAGAAGGAACAGCUGGAGAAACAAGUGGCCAGUCUGAAGGAAAAACUGGCUGCAGGACCCUCCAACCCGGUCGGUGAGCACCAGGAGGGUGAUGAGGAGGAAGAAGAAGAGCGUGAGGACAGGUCCAGCUGGGGCAUAUUGACUGCUUCCUUUCUUUUCUUUUCUUCUAUAAUAUUUUUGAACAAUGGCUGAAUGCCUAUUUUGUUAAUAUAUACUGGGCAGUAUACCGUUGCAUAGCUCAUAUCUGGUUUUUCAUAGUCUUUUUUAUAUACUUUACCUAGGUCAUGAGAAAAACAAAGUGUUUAUCAUUAUUCUCAUUAUCAAUUGAUGAUCCCAUAUUUGUUUUUA